AUGCCUUCAGAAAAGAGAAGCGAGCGCGGCAUUCGCAUCGCCAUUGACCGUGGUGGUACUUUCACCGACUGUGUCGGAAACCCGGGAACAGGCAACAUGGAAGACGAUGUCGUUAUCAAGCUCCUGUCCGUAGAUCCCCAAAACUACGAUGACGCCCCUCUAGAAGGUAUCCGCCGCCUUCUAUCCAAGUUCACCGGCAAAGACAUCCCUCGAGGCGAACCGCUAGAUACGACAAAGAUCGAGAGUAUAAGAAUGGGCACAACCGUAGCAACAAAUGCCUUGCUAGAAAGAAAGGGAGAGGAUAUCGCAAUGGUGGUCACAAAAGGCUUCAAAGAUUGUCUAGAGAUUGGCAACCAGAGCAGACCCAACAUCUUCGAUCUGGCCAUCAAGAAGCCUGAGGUUCUGUACAAAAGAGUCGUCGAGAUUGAGGAAAGAGUUACACUGGAAGAUUAUGCCGAGGAUCCUACAAGAAAUCAAACAGAGGCAAAGGCCAUCGAAGAGGCUGGUGACGAUGCUGAGCUUGUCAAGGGCUUGUCCGGCGAGGCCGUUCGCAUUCUCAAGAAGCCCGACCAUGAUCAAAUACGCAAGCAGCUGCAGGAAGUAUACGACUCUGGCCUCAAGAGUAUUGCUGUCUGCCUCAUGCACGGCUACACAUUCCCAAAGCAUGAAGCUUUGGUUGGCAAGAUUGCAAAGGAGAUUGGCUUUGAACACGUCAGUUUGAGUCACGAGCUGAUGCCCAUGAUCAAGCUUGUUCCUCGCGCUACUUCAGCUUGCGCAGAUGCCUACCUUACUCCUGCCAUUCGUAAGUACAUUGAUGGCUUCCAGAAAGGUUUCGAAGGUGGGCUUGGCACUGCCAGCGUCAAGAACGAGGAAGGUGCAAGAGGAGCGCGAUGCGAGUUCAUGCAAUCAGAUGGUGGUUUGGUUGAUGUCGAUUCAUUCUCAGGUCUACGUGCUAUUCUCAGUGGACCUGCCGGAGGUGUGGUUGGAUAUGCUUUGACCUCAUACGACCCCAAGACGAAAACACCAGUUAUCGGCUUCGACAUGGGUGGAACCAGUACCGACGUAUCAAGAUACGGAGAAGGAAGAUACGAACACGUCUUUGAGACUACCACCGCAGGUGUUACCAUCCAAUCUCCCCAGCUGGAUAUCAACACUGUCGCUGCUGGAGGAGGUUCACGAUUGUUCUUCAAGAAUGGACUAUUCGUCGUCGGACCAGAGUCGGCAAGCGCACACCCUGGACCUGCUUGUUACAGAAAAGAUGGACCACUCACAAUCACCGAUGCCAACCUGUUCCUCGGACGCCUUCUGCCUGACUUCUUCCCCAAGAUCUUUGGCAAGAACGAAGAUGAGGGUCUGGAUCCUGAAGCCAGCAAGAAGCUCUUCGAAGAGCUAACAACGAAGAUCAACCAGGAGGUCAAGGACAAGAAUAUGUCUGCUGAUGAAGUCGCUUACGGUUUCAUCAAAAUUGCCAACGAGACCAUGACAAGACCAAUCCGCAGUUUGACCGAAGCAAGAGGUCAUGAUACCUCAAAACACAGACUUGCAACCUUUGGUGGUGCUGGUGGUCAGCAUGCGGUUGCUAUUGCCGAAGCUCUUGGUAUCAGUCAGAUCUUGAUUCAUCGUUACUCUUCAGUCCUCUCUGCUUAUGGCAUGGCCUUGGCUGAUGUUGUUGAUGAAAGACAAGAACCCGACUCAAAGGUGUGGUCUGAUGAUGGAGAUGUUCGCAAAUACUUCCAGAGCAAGAUGGAGGAGCUCAAGAAGAAGUCAAAAGCCACUCUGAAAGAUCAAGGGUUCGAUGAAGAACAUGUGCACUUCGAGGAGUAUCUCAACAUGAGGUACAGAGGAACUGAAUCGGCCUUGAUGAUCAUCCGACCGACCAAAGAAGAUGCUGAAAAGAAGUUUGAUGGCGAUGACUGGGCCUUUGGCAAAGCAUUUGUCGAGCAGCAUGAGCAAGAGUUUGGCUUCACUCUCCCUGACAGGGAUAUCAUCGUCGAUGAUGUCAGAGCUCGUGGUAUUGGCAAGACUUUCGAAGGCUUGGAGAAGACCGUUGACCAGCAAUUGCAAGAGGUCAAGCCCAAGGAUGUCGGCAAAGACGAGAAGAUCUACGGCAAGUCACAGGUGUACUUCGAGGGUGGUCGACAAGAAACGUCUAUCUACAAGCUUGAGGACCUUACAACCGGCGACCGCGUCCAGGGACCUGCAAUCAUUGCUGAUGGCACUCAGACCAUUGUUGUGACACCUGGCGCUUCUGCUCUGGUUAUCGACACACAUGUCGUCAUCAACAUUGGUGAGAGUGACGGAUCAGAGAAGAAGCUUGACACCGAGACUGUCGAUCCGAUUAUGCUCAGUAUCUUCGCACAUCGCUUCAUGGCCAUUGCAGAGCAAAUGGGUCGCGCAUUGCAGAAAACCAGUGUCAGCACCAACGUCAAGGAGCGACUGGACUAUUCGUGUGCUCUUUUCGAUUCAAGCGGAGGUCUUGUCGCUAACGCACCCCAUCUUCCUGUCCAUCUGGGUAGCAUGAGUACAUGUGUCCAGAAGCAGGCCAAGAUCUGGGAGGGCAAGCUCAAACGUGGUGAUGUCUUAGUCUCGAAUCAUCCCAUGUACGGCGGCACUCACUUGCCUGAUAUUACAGUCAUCACACCAGCAUUCAGUGGCGACAAAAUCGUCUUCUAUGUCGCGUCCAGAGCCCAUCACGCAGAUAUUGGAGGUAUACUUCCUGGAUCCAUGCCUCCUCAUUCUCGCGAGCUCUUCCAGGAAGGAGCAUCUAUCAAGACCGAGAAAUUGGUUUCGGAAGGCAGAUUCAACGAGGAAAGAAUCACGGAGCUUCUGCUUGACGAACCGGCACAACAUCCUGGAUGCAGUGGUACCCGUUGCCUUGCAGACAACAUCUCUGAUCUUAAGGCUCAAGUCGCUGCUAACCAGAAGGGUAUCAACUUGAUCAACACUCUCAUCGAUGACUACAGCGAGAAUGUCGUGCAAUUCUACAUGAGGAGCAUCCAGAAGAACGCAGAAAACAGUGUUCGCAUGCUGCUCAAGGAUGUCAGCAAGCGUUUCGAGGGUCAAGACUUGUCAGCGGUCGACUUCAUGGACGAUGGCAGUCCUAUCAAACUGAAUGUUCAGAUCGACGCAGAGAAAGGAGAAGCUGUAUUCGACUUUACAGGCACAGGACCAGAGGUAUACGGAAACACAAACGCACCCGAAGCCGUAACCUAUAGCGCCAUAAUCUACUGCCUCCGCUGCCUAAUCAGCGAAGACAUACCCCUAAACCAAGGCUGUCUAACCCCCAUCCACGUCAAGAUACCCAAGAAAUCCUUCUUAUCGCCUUCCGCAACCGCAGCAGUGGUAGGCGGUAAUGUACUCACCUCUCAACGCGUCACCGAUGUCGUUCUCAAGGCUUUCCAAGCUUGUGCUGCUUCCCAAGGUGAUUGCAAUAACUUGACCUUUGGGUUCGGCGGUAAUGCAGAUGGCAAGGAACACGUCAAAGGCUUUGGCUACUACGAAACUAUCGCGGGAGGAUCGGGUGCGGGACCUACUUGGGAUGGAACGAACGGCGUGCAUACACAUAUGACCAAUACGCGUAUCACAGACUCUGAGGUCUUUGAACGUCGCUACCCGGUUAUCCUGCGAGAGUUCAGUUUACGCGCUGGCUCGGGUGGCAAAGGUCAACAUAACGGCGGUGAUGGCGUUGUCCGCGACAUUGAGUUCAGGAUUCCUGUGCAGGUGUCUAUUCUCAGUGAACGUCGUGUUUACCAUCCUUAUGGUCUUGCUGGAGGCGAGGACGCCGAGUGUGGAAAGAAUCUCUGGGUGAGAAAUGUUGCUAAAGCACCUGGUGAGGAAGGUAAAGUGGAGGAAGAGCAGGAAGUCAGGUAUAUCAACUUGGGAGGCAAGAAUACUGCUGCUUUCCAGCCUGGCGAGAGAAUUAUUAUCAAUACGCCAGGUGGUGGUGGUUGGGGACCUGUUGGCGAGGAGAGUAAGGCACACAAGCUUUGGACUGAUCCGAAGAGUCACUGGAAGGGUGGAAGUGUUGCUGCUAGACAAGCUGAGGGAGAAGCGAGUGCUUAA
Molecule: messenger RNA, 4062 nt
Organism: Aureobasidium melanogenum CBS 110374
Lineage: Eukaryota; Fungi; Ascomycota; Dothideomycetes; Dothideales; Saccotheciaceae
Exons: 3
Coding region: 1-4062 (1353 amino acids)
Biological process (GO): glutathione metabolic process
Cellular component (GO): cytosol
Molecular function (GO): 5-oxoprolinase (ATP-hydrolyzing) activity
Source: RefSeq, a predicted model, not a curated record